Molecule: messenger RNA, 3245 nt
Organism: Chara braunii
Lineage: Eukaryota; Viridiplantae; Streptophyta; Charophyceae; Charales; Characeae
Source: the annotation of a GenBank genome assembly
UUGGCCCCCGGUUCCCAGCACGUGCUGCUCCCCACGAAAUAGAUGGGAGCUUUUAUUGGGGCAAAAAAAAAAAAAAAAAAAAAAAAACAGCUCCUGAGCAUUUGCUGGUUGCAGUUAACACAUAGAGGAAGCAGUGAUCUUGAACCGACCUGAAUGACGGAACGAAGCUUGGUUGAUUCCUUCCGAGUUACUCAUCCCACAGAUCCAGGCUUCACCUGGUUCUCGGCGCAGAGGACGAGGGACAGCCCUCCGCCCAAGCGGAGGCUUGACCUAAUGCUGACCAAGGGAGCUGCAUGGGACGCCCUGGCCUCGGUCAACUGCGUGAUCGAAACGCUGUCAGACCAUCGUCCCCUGGUGGCUGCCUUUGAACUUGCAAACCAACUGCAGAGGGGGCCAGGCACCUUCCGCCUGAACACGGAACUACUCAACCAACAAGGGAUCCUGGACUGGACAACAGCACACUGGCGGGACUGGCAGCAAACCAAGGGGGAUUUUGAAACGGAGGAACAGUGGCUGCAAAUGGGUUUCAGGGUCACCACCAGAGCCCUCGAUGUCUUUUCAAGAAUCCAGGCCAGAGGAAGAAGGCAGCAGGAACAGAAAUGCAGGGAGAUGAUUGCAGAAGCGGAGGCAGAAUUAGAGAUGCAACCAUUGGCGGAACUUUACUGGCAGCACAGAAGGGACCGCUGGCUCCAGAAACUAGAGGAUAUGCAGGUGGAACAACACGUGAUAUGGGCCCAAAGAGCGCAGGAGAAGGGCCUUAUAACAGCGGACCGCAUGUCCAAAGAAACCUUUCAGCGCAUAUGGCCCCCAAGGCAGAACGCGCUGAUAAGGGAGCUCCACCAUCCUUUCUACGCCGAGGCGCCACCUGCAAAGGACUCCGACUCAAUUGGAGAGUAUGCACUGUGCUACUUCCAAGACAUCCUCACCUCAAUACGAGAACCAGACCUAUCCCCGCAGCAACUUAAGGAGGAGCGUGAUUUGUGGCAACACACGGCGGUGAGACUCCCGCCGGAAGGCUGCCUAAAGUUGGAGGAACCGUUCACGCUUGACGAACUGUGGUCUGCGGUCAAGAGUAUGGCGCACGGUAAGAGCCCAAGAUCAGAUGGACUCCCUGUGGAGUUCUACGAAGCCACAUGGGAAUUUUUGGGCCCGGAGCUGCUGUCCCUAUUCAAUAGAAUCCUGGCUGGAGGUAGCCUAACACACGAUAUGAAGAAGGGCAUCACCACUCUGAUCUACAAGAAGGGAGAUAAAUGCAACAUACGGAAUUGGAGACCCAUAUCCAGGCUGAACGUCUCGUACAAGAUCCUGGCCAAAUUGCUUGCCAGACGACUCAGCCCCUAUUUGCCACUUUUAGUCCAUACAGACGCUGAGAACAUCAUGAUGGCUGUGGGCGCGCUGGAGGUCAUUCAAAGUGAGAAUAGACAGGUUUUGAUUGCAAUGCUGGAUCUCAAGAAGGCGUAUGACCGAGUCAAUUGGUCUUUUGUGCUAGCGACCCUGGAGCAUAUGGGGUUUGGUCCAAGAUUCCAGCAGAUCGUUCGAGAGCUCUACAUCGAUGCGACAGCAACAGUUAAUGUCAACGGCUUCCAGUCCGCCUCCUUUACACUGUCAAGAUCUCUUCGCCAAGGCUGUCCGCUUGCCUCUCUUCUUUUCACACUGCAGAUGGAGGUUCUCCUUAACUCGCUGAGGGCGUCGCCGCGGAUACAAGGCCUGGACUUGGGGAAUGGAGAGCAGAUGAAGACAGGUGCCAUCGCAGAUGACCUACUACUUGUAGUCGAGGCGGUCCCGGAGUCAACACAAGAAGUCAAGACGCUGUUGGACAGCUACGCAACCUUGUCCGAGGCACAGGUCAAUUGGGAGAAAUCUGUCUACUUUCUCCCCGCAGAUUAUGAACUCUCUGGCCAGGACUGGGAUACAAUGGACCAGGACGCAGAAGGGGGUGAACAGGACCAGGCGUCGAGCAUCGAUGGGGCAGAGGAACAACGUAUCCAAACACUGCUCCAGCAGUGUUUUAUUCAGGGCAAUAUUCCGGAUCUGGACCAGUACCUGGAAGUGGACACGGAAGAGGACAGCAUCAACGGCGUGGUUCAUGAAGAUUUCAACAAGAUCCAGAUUCAAUGGCUAAAGGAUCAUACGGUGGUGUUCAUUUUCGGAGGAAAAGCCAAGAACUUGGGAAACAAGGAGAAGUUACAAUUUGUACGAAAUUUAGAGGAUGGACGAUUGAGGCCGGAAUUCAAAGCGUUGGGAAGGGGCUCCACUCACGUGGAGGGUAGAUCAAUGAUUACGUACAUUGCUAGGUCGAUAGAGGCGAAAGAGUCAAUGAUGGGUAGGAAGCCGGAGAUCAACUUCACUUUGGACAGACAGAAAUACAAGGUAAUUAUUCGAUUGUGGCUUCCUAAAAACGAAUGGGAAACGGAAAGAGAGAGGGAGAGGGUGAAAAAUUACUGGGUAAUGGCGGUAAGGUUUCCUCUAUACUCUCUUUCCUUCAUUCGCACCAUGGUGAAAAAGGCGAUAGGACCCAUCGUUAAGGAGUUUGAACCGGUGGAGGACGAAUCGAUGCCUCAUUUGGUUAAUGCUAAAUUCGGUAUCGAUAGAUCGCACGAGUCCAGAUUUAAACCGGUCCUCACACUAAGAGUAGGCCUCGACACACUGUCUGCAGACCUGGUGGCCAAUAUCACACCUUGGUGCAGGACUUGCAGAUGGUACGGUCACUACACCACGGAGUGUCCAGACAAAGAAGAAGAGUCGAAGGAUCAUGCCCCAAGGCGAUCCGAUCGCUCAACGAGGUUCCGCCAAGAGGAGGGUUCAAGCUGGAGACCAAGCGGACCAGUUUCAGAAGUUUCGGGUGGGGAUCUUCGUGCUGGAGUUAACCCCAUCCCACAACCAGGCCAGGCAACAAGGGGAGAGAACGGGAACCGACCCUCGGCACCAGGAGAGACACGCACAAGUCCACCAGUAGCUCAAGGUCAUCCUACGACGACAGCGAAUCACGCGACUCAGGGGCAGUUCCCUGUGCCGUUGCUACGACUAACCCCAUCUGACCCAAACCCACUUGGAGAAGCAAGAGGGAGGGUCUCAUAUGGGGAUAGGGAGGGGCAACAGGUGCCUCCAACAUCGAAUCCUGUCAUGUGCGGGAGAAGAAAUCCGCACUCCGCUACUGUCAAUCAACACUAGAAUACAGAUACCACACCUCGCAAGGGGACAGACUCUAACAGAGGAAAGCACGCUAACAACACCGCCUACAAUGU